Messenger RNA from Carassius gibelio (silver crucian carp), 3615 nucleotides. RefSeq names its product PDZ domain containing RING finger 3a (gene pdzrn3a). The record is from RefSeq and is a predicted model, not a curated record. Gene Ontology annotation, biological process: protein ubiquitination; neuromuscular junction development. The transcript is spliced from 10 exons. Gene Ontology annotation, molecular function: zinc ion binding; protein binding; ubiquitin protein ligase activity. Bases 190 to 3279 code for a protein of 1029 amino acids. NCBI's taxonomy places the organism in Eukaryota, Metazoa, Chordata, Actinopteri, Cypriniformes, Cyprinidae.
UUCAUCAUCUCCAUUGUUGAAUCGCGCGCUCAUCACACUGCUCUGCUCGCUGAGUGUUUACGGUAGCUCGCGCCUCUCGUCCUGAGUGAGACUACUACUUUAAUCGCGCAUUUCGUGAGCGUGGGUUGAUAGCUCUCUCUCUCUAUCACUCUUUGUUGCCGAGUCGUCCCAGAACUUCACGUCAGGAUUAUGGGCUUUGACCUAGAGCGUUUCGAAGGUCCCGUGGACCCGGACCUAAUCUGUAAACUGUGUGGGAAAGUUCUAGAGGAUCCUCUCAGCACUCCGUGCGGACAUGUCUUCUGCGCCGUCUGCGCGCUCCAGUGGCUCUCCAAAGUCAGCAUCUGCCCUGUCCAGUGCCAGAAGAUCUCCAGGAAAGAGCUGAACCACGUCCUGCCACUAAAAAACCUCAUUCUCAAGCUGGACGUCAGAUGCGACCACCGUGAACGAGGCUGCAACCGGGUGAUGAAGCUCCAGCAUCUGCCAGAGCACGCGGAGACCUGCGCAUUCUCUCCGGUCAGAUGCGGGAAUGAAGGAUGCGACGCGGUGCUCAGCUUGAAGGAUGUGGCUUCGCACAUGCGGGAGGGAUGCGAGCGCAGGGCCGUGGAGGUCUGUGAGGACGGAUGUGGACUCGCGCUGACCCUCAAGGAGAGGUCCGAGGACCACAGCUGUCUCCAAGCUCUCAAGACACACAGCGGUCUCCUCCAAAGCAAAGUGCUGAGUCUGGAGAAGGAGCUGAAGCGCCAGUCGCUGAGCUUCAGUAAGAGGGAGAGAUCGCUCCUCUCCAAACUCUCCGCGCUCCACUGCGAGCUGCACAUCACGGCGCUCACAUUUCAGAAGAAAAUCACCGAGUACAAGAGCAGGAUCGACGCGCUGUCGAGCAGCUGGAUGCCCCUCGAGAAGGGUGAAGAAACAAGGAGCCUCAAAGUCACCCUCCACAGAACAUCACCAGGAUCUCUUGGAUUCAGUAUCAUUGGAGGAAGAUUGUGUGGGGAAACAGAGCAGCAUGGGGAUUUCAGUGAUGGCAUCUAUGUAUCCAAAAUAGUGGAAAACGGAGCAGCUGACAAGGCCGGACUGCAUGUUCAUGACAGGAUCGUUGAGGUAAAUGGAAGAAGCAUGUCUGUUGCCACCCAUGAUCAAGCAGUAGAGGCUUUCCAAACUGCCAAAGACCCUAUUGAGGUUCAGGUACUGCGCCGGACAGCACACAAUACCUGCAAGACUCUUGACCCAGCCCGAGGAAUGGAAAACAGUACUCAGACCAACAUUAUGCUGAAAACCUCAAACCAUAUAGAGACUUUGGCCAAGUUACCAUUGCAGGAGAGUUUCCGUUCACCUUCACAACAUCAAAUGGCAAGACGUGACUCACCUUACCCCUCAGACUUCCACAACGGUUUACAGAAAGACCAUGAGAGUAGAGCACUGGAAUACAAGGUGGAUCUGCAGAGGAAAACCACUCAGGAUAAGCUUGGCCUGAAGUUAUGUUACAAGACGGAUGAUGAGAAGUCCGCCAUUUAUAUCAGCGAGAUUGAUCCAGAAGGAAUUGCAGCAAAAGAUGGCAGAGUCCAGGAAGGAGACCAGAUUAUCCAGAUCAAUGGAAUGGACAUCCAGAGCCAUGAGAUGGCAGUGACACUUCUUACCAAGGUGGAGAGCAAGAAUGUCUCCCUCCUAGUGGCUCGACCAGAAAGUCAGGAUGUUAGCUGGUUGGAAAAUAGAAACAGCUUAGAAGACUCGCACUUGGGCACACUGGAGCAGCAACUUCACCAGGUCAAGGAGUUCACUACACGUAUGCUGCAGCAGAGCACAAAUGAAGAAGAUGGCGGCACUACAGAUACGGCUACUUUACUGUCCAACCAGCAUGAGAAAGACAGCGGUGUAGGCCGCACAGAUGAAAGCACUCGUAAUGAUGAAAGCUCAGAGCAGGACAUCGUGGGGGAUGACCAGAAUUCCCUCUGUGACACGCUCCCAGAAAGCCACAGGAAGUACAUCUAUAAUCAGGAAACUGUCGAAAGUGGCAACAUGCACCUAAGCAAUGACUCCUUCCUUUCAGCUGACAAUGGAGACGGUGGAAGCUUCCUUGGUGUACCUGGCACGGCAUGUGAACAUUUCUGGAAACUGCUUGAAUUGAAAUCUCUGGUCAAUGGUAACAGUCCUCAGGGAUUUCUGGAGCAUAAUGCCCCACUGUAUGAAAAGGGGGUUAAUGUAGACUGCGAUGAUCGGGAGAUUCGGAUGCUUAAUGAAGAGUUGCUUAACAUUGAGCUGGAAUGCCUGAGUAUCAUACAAGCACACAGGCUUCAGGCUGAAGGUGGUGGUCAACAAGCCAAAAAACCUAAUGCCAAGGACUUUUCUGAGCAAGUCCAUCAGGACCUCAUCAAUAACCAAGUGGAUAAUGAAGGCUCUACUAGUGCUUACAACACUGGAGAGAGCUGCUCGAGUUUACAUCCUACUCUGGAACCAGAUUCUCUUGAAUUCCAAAGAAUGGUUGCUGGAGACAUGGGUAAAGGUUCUCCAAUGCAUAGACGCAACUCAACAACAGCAUGCUCCAAACAUAACCUCUCUCCCAUUCAGGAGAUCAGCCCUACCAAGAGUUUACCUGGAGAUCCAGAGGUUACAAAUCAGGGGAAACGAAAGAGUAAGAAAAAGAACCCAAGGAAGAGUCUUUUGACAUCCUUGCGUCAUUCGUCGUACAAGAAUACCUACAUCCCAGCCCAUGCACAACAUUACCAAAGCUAUAUGCAGCUUAUCCAGCAGAAGUCAGCUGUAGAAUAUGCCCAGAGUCAAGUCAGCUUAGCCAGCCUGUGCAAGAAUGCAGAAACCCCCCCCACAGAGUCCAGGCUCAAGACGGGGUGGAAGGUAAAGAUCCGUAGUGAUGGAACAAGAUACAUCACCAAAAGGCCUAUCAGGGACCAGCUUCUGAAAGAGCGAGCCUUGCGCAUUCGAGAAGAACGCUGCAGUGUGACUACAGAUGACGAUGCAGCCAGCGAACUAAAACUGGGUCGAUACUGGAACAAGGAGGAGCGCAAACAGCAUGCGGCACGGGCCAAAGAACAGCGUCAACGGCGGGAACUCAUGAAGCAGUGCUGCAUAGAGAGCAAAGAACAAGCAGGAGCAAUGGACAACAAGGAGCCUGAUAUUAUCCAACUUAGCCGUAAAAAGAUGAUGAAGAGGAGGAACAAGAGGAUAUUUGAUAAUUGGAUGACCAUUCAGGAGCUGCUGACACAUGGCACGAAGUCCACAGAUGGUACAAGACUAUAUAAUUCCUUUCUUUCUGUGACUACAGUAUAAGGGAUUGCGCGGUUUAGGGCACAUUACUAGUUUACUGUGUAAAAUUAGGUGAGGGUUGGUGGGGGAAAUCUUGCCUCAUUUCAAGAGGUAGGUCAUAUUGGGACUUAAGUAUGAAAGCGAUUUGGGAGACACAGUAGUUCGAGUACAUAUGCGUGAUGAUAAAUUCAAGCAAACUACAGAUUUCCUAUCUUAAUACUUUAUAGAACUUGAUGGUGCACUAACAUUGCGGUUUGUAAUGAAAUAUUUUAUUGAACGACUCAUCAUAGUUUAAUGUAAGAACAGAUGCAAAUCUAUUUUAUGUGAAAUUCUGGCUCUUAUUUGCAGUUAUUUGCAGUU